Molecule: messenger RNA, 213 nt
Organism: Paramuricea clavata
Lineage: Eukaryota; Metazoa; Cnidaria; Anthozoa; Malacalcyonacea; Plexauridae
Source: the annotation of a GenBank genome assembly
AUGGAGAAGAUACCUUGUGAUGAAAAUAACUGCUCAUAUUUAGAAUAUCUCAAUUGCCAUAUUGGUGGUAAUACUUUUGAGUUGAAGUCGACAACUUCAUCAAUGGUGUGUUCACUUUUGGACAAACUCUGUAGAUCUAAAGCAACUGGCCUAGAUAAAAUAUCUGCUAAGCUGCUUCGCUACUGUCCUGACCUACUGUCGGAAUCCCUUACC